AUGUGUCCCGGUGCCGACCCCGAGCCCGCUGCGCAGGCCAAUGGUUCCAACAACCAUGACGGCUUCACCGGCAUUGAGACUCGCCAGAACCCUCACCCUUCCGCUUCCCGCAACCCCUACGGCCACAAUGUUGGCGUCACCGAUUUCCUGAGCAAUGUCUCCCGCUUCAAGAUCAUUGAGAGUACCCUGCGUGAGGGUGAGCAGUUCGCCAACGCCUUUUUUGACACCGAGAAGAAGAUUGAGAUCGCCAAGGCCCUCGAUGACUUCGGUGUGGACUACAUUGAGCUUACUAGCCCCUGCGCUUCCGAGCAGUCCCGUGCUGACUGCGAGGCUAUCUGCAAGCUUGGUCUGAAGGCCAAGAUUCUUACUCACAUCCGUUGCCACAUGGAUGAUGCCCGCGUUGCUGUCGAGACCGGUGUUGAUGGAGUUGAUGUUGUCAUCGGUACUUCCUCUUACCUCCGUGAGCACUCCCACGGUAAGGACAUGACCUACAUCAAGAACACCGCCAUUGAGGUCAUCGAAUUCGUCAAGUCCAAGGGCAUCGAGAUCCGUUUCUCCAGCGAGGACUCUUUCCGUUCCGACCUGGUCGACCUUCUGUCUAUCUACUCUGCUGUCGACAAGGUCGGUGUGCAGCGUGUUGGUAUUGCCGACACUGUUGGCUGUGCCUCUCCCCGCCAGGUCUACGAGCUCGUUCGUGUGCUCCGUGGUGUUGUCGGCUGUGACAUCGAGACCCACUUCCACAACGACACUGGCUGCGCUAUCGCCAAUGCCUACUGUGCCCUUGAGGCCGGUGCCACCCACAUUGAUACCUCCGUCCUCGGUAUCGGUGAGCGUAACGGUAUCACCCCUCUGGGUGGUCUGAUGGCCCGCAUGAUGGUCGCCGACCGCGAAUACGUCAUGAGCAAGUACAAGCUCGAGAAGCUCAAGGAAAUCGAGGACUUGGUCGCUGAGGCUGUCGAGGUCAACAUCCCCUUCAACAACUACAUCACCGGUUUCUGUGCCUUCACCCACAAGGCUGGUAUCCACGCCAAGGCCAUUCUUAACAACCCCAGCACCUACGAGAUCAUCAACCCCGCCGACUUCGGCAUGACCCGCUACGUGCACUUCGCCUCUCGUCUGACUGGCUGGAACGCCAUCAAGUCUCGUGCCCAGCAACUCAAGCUCGACAUGACUGACGCUCAGUACAAGGAGUGCACUGCCAAGAUCAAGGCUUUGGCUGAUAUCCGCCCCAUUGCCGUUGAUGAUGCUGACAGCAUUAUCCGUGCCUACCACCGCAACCUCAUCAAGGGAGAAAACAAGCCCUUGAUGGAUCUGAGCGCCGAGGAGCAGGCUAUCUUCGCUGCCAAGGAGAAGGAGUUGGCAGAGGCCAACGGUGUUGCCGUUUAA
Messenger RNA from Penicillium odoratum, 1386 nucleotides. It is a transcript of the gene hcsA, whose product is annotated as homocitrate synthase. Gene Ontology annotation, cellular component: mitochondrion. Gene Ontology annotation, molecular function: homocitrate synthase activity. Lineage: Eukaryota; Fungi; Ascomycota; Eurotiomycetes; Eurotiales; Aspergillaceae. The record is from RefSeq and is a predicted model, not a curated record. The transcript has 5 exons. The coding region runs from base 1 to 1386 and encodes 461 amino acids.